Messenger RNA from Onychostoma macrolepis, 2880 nucleotides. It is a transcript of the gene amacr, whose product is annotated as alpha-methylacyl-CoA racemase. Gene Ontology annotation, cellular component: mitochondrion. Gene Ontology annotation, molecular function: alpha-methylacyl-CoA racemase activity. Gene Ontology annotation, biological process: bile acid metabolic process. The transcript has 6 exons. The coding region runs from base 101 to 1249 and encodes 382 amino acids. The record is from RefSeq and is a predicted model, not a curated record. Lineage: Eukaryota; Metazoa; Chordata; Actinopteri; Cypriniformes; Cyprinidae.
GAGAUCAUUAAAACUACAACAUCCACAAUCCUGUGCGCACACGUCACAAACACGCGCCAAGUUGUUUGGGCUCGAAGUGCAAAAUUUAAAAGGUUCCAUUAUGGCUCUGGCAGGAGUGCGUGUAAUCGAGCUUGCAGGACUGGCCCCUGCGCCCUUCUGCGGGAUGAUACUGGCGGACUUCGGUGCAAGAGUCAUCCGGGUAGAUCGGACAAAGGUGGCAAUGACAGUAGAUACUCAAGCAAGAGGCAAACAAUCAGUGGCCUUGAAUCUUAAGAACCCCAAAGGUGUCGCUGUUUUGAAAAGACUGUGUGUCCAUUCAGAUGUGGUUCUGGAGCCCUAUCGUAAAGGUGUUAUGGAGAAGAUGGGAUUAGGUCCUGAAGAUUUACUAAAAGAGAACCCGCGCCUGAUUUAUGCACGACUCACUGGCUACGGUCAGAGCGGAUCCUAUGCCAAGGCUGCUGGACAUGAUAUCAACUACCUGGCCGUGUCAGGGUUGCUGUCCAUGCUGGGCCGUAGCUCAGAGAAACCCUACGCUCCACUGAAUUUGGUGGCAGACUUUGCUGGAGGAGGUCUCAUGUGUGCAUUUGGGAUUGUGUUGGCUCUCCUGGAAAGGAGUAGGUCAGGACAAGGCCAGAUCAUUGAUGCCAGCAUGGUUGAAGGUGCAGCGUAUGUGGGCUCCUUCAUGUGGAAGUCCCGUAGCCUCGGCCUGUGGAAUCGUCCACGUGGGGAAAACAUGCUGGAUAGUGGUGCUCCGUUCUAUGAUACGUACCGUACGUCUGAUGGAAAGUAUAUGGCAGUGGGGGCGAUAGAGCCUCAGUUCUAUCAACAGCUUAUUAAAGGUUUGGGCUUGGACGAUGCUGACCUGCCUGCACAAAUGAGUGUAUCGGAUUGGCCGCAGCUCAGGCAGACAUUCACCCGGGUGUUUACCAGCAAGACCCAGGCGGAGUGGAGUCGAGUCUUCGAUGGGACAGAUGCAUGUGUCACCCCUGUGCUGUCACUGGAUGAGGUACUCUCACACCCCCACAACCAGGCACGGGGAUCGUUCUUCAAGGACUCUCAGGGGGAAAUUAGCCCUCGACCUGCACCCGUUCUGUCCCGCUCCCCUGCGGAGCCCUGUCACUCCCGGGACCCCUUCAUCGGAGAGCACACUCGCUCUGUGCUGAAGGAGUACGGGUUCGAGCAAGCGCAAAUAGAACAGCUCUUAUCUGCCGGUAUUGUAGAGUGUAACGAAGCUAAAGCGCGUCUAUAAAUCAAAGACUCUGACUGGAGAAUCAUUAAACUUUGUGGCCAAUAAUGCAGCGUGGGAAUCUGAGCUCUUGAACUCCUCUGUCUUGUUGAGUGAGUGUGAGGGGGCAUUUCAGAACAAAAUGACUUGUUCUCCCUUGUGAAUCACUGGGUGCUGCAGUGGAAGUGGACUAAAUGAUCCUGGGCUUUUAAGUGAAAAUGUCCAAAAAAAUUCAACUUUCAUUUGUAAUUGCUGCAGGGAAAUUCAAGUGGGAUUUAAUUAAAGCCAAUUGCAAAUAUUCUGUAUUAAUCUUAACAUCCUUAUUUUUGUCAGCAUCCUCAUCAGUAUUUCAAAAAAGAUAUUCAACAUUCACUUAUUUUUUAAGACCGUUUUGAAUUAAUAAUUGUAUUGAUGAAGGCAUUUUAUUUGGAGUUGAUUAAAGUCUACCACUUUUGGUUGUGAAUUUAAAUACUUGACUAAUAAGUGCCUUCAGCAAGAAUAGCUGAGUGUGAGUCAUAGACUAAUUAACUGAGUGAAAUAUUUGCCUUUGCCUAAUUAUUAGGAAGUGCUGAUGGCUUAAGAUAAUGGUAUUAGGAUAAAACCAAUUAAUGAUUCAGAUUAAGAUGACGUUUUCUGUCAUAGUAUGACUGAUUGUGUAAAAAUAUAGCACAUAUAACAUUUGUGUGGCCUUUAUUUGCUAUAAGUGAUGGGCUCAGGUUGAAGGUUGUCGCUUAAGGCCAAUUCACACUUUACCGACAGACACAGACAAACCGGAACAGACGGAUUUUGUUGGAUCAGUGUGUUACCCUGUCUGCAUCUCUUGGCAUUGGUCGACACUUAUUUUUGCUGACUGAACAUAUUGAAUUGGAUUUUUUCAGUUCUUGGAAUGUCUGAGAAGUGUUGUAAUCUGCCUGGAGACCGUCAGCAUUGGCUCUGCAUCUGUUAGUGCGGUGUAAAUUGGCCUUAUGCUAACCAGGGCUAUAGUCAGGGCUAUUGUAAUUUAAAUGAACUGUAAUCUGUUUUAAUAUAUUAUGAAGUGUAACUUAUUCCUGUGAUGGCAAAGAUGAAUUUUCAGUAGACAUUACUCCACUCUUUAAUGUUACAUGAUUCCUCGGAAAUUAUUUUAAUAUGCUGAUCUGCUGUUCAAUAAACUUAUUAUUAUUAUUAUUAUUAUAAAUGUUGCAGACCGUUGUACUGCUUAAUAUUUUUGUUGAAACCAUGUUACAUAUUUUCCAAAAGUGUGGAAUAUUUAAAAGAACAGCAUUCAUUUGACAUAGAAAUGUUUUGUAACAUUAUAAAUGUCUCUACUGUCACUUUUGAUCAAUUGAAUGCACCUUUUCUCAAUAAAAGCAUACAUUUUUUAAUAAAAAUCUUACUGACCUCAAACUUUUAAACAGUAGUGCAUUUUCAAAUUAAGAAAAGAGACUGUACAGAUCCAAGACACAUUUUCUUAUCCUUGAAGAUUGUGAUAAAAUAAUAAUGAAAUUGUAAAGCAGUUUUUAAAACUUCAGAGUUUAAAAAUGUUUUUAGACUUUAAAGACUGUAUCUGGCAUCAAACAAUACUUCUUUUGAUAACAUUCUGAAUCAUCUUUUCUCAAGUCAAAUACUACUUGUAAACCCAAAGAAUGAGUUGUAUAAAAGAUAUUUCAUAACUA